AUGGUGAUGGUAAAUGUUGAUGUGGAGACAUCGAGGAAAGUUUUGAUGGUGAUGACAAAUCUAGAUGUUGAGGUAUCAAGGGAAGCUUUGGUGGUGAUGGUAAAUGUCGAUGUGGAGACAUCAAGGGAAUCAUCAACAGUGAUGGUAAAUCUGGAUGUGGAGGUAUCGAGGGAAGCUUCGAUGGUGAUGGUAAAUGUUGAUAUGGAGAUAUCUAGGGAAGCUUUGAUGAUGAUGGUAAAUUUGGUUGGGGAGAUAUCAAGGGAGACUUUAAUCGUGAUGGUAAAUGUUGAUGUGGAGAUAUCAAGAGAAGUUUCGAUGGCUAUGAAAGUAUUGGAAACUUUGAUGGUGAUGGUAAAUGUCGAUGUAGAGAUAUCGAGGGAAGUGUCAAUUGUGAUGGUAAAUCUAGAUUGA
Molecule: messenger RNA, 411 nt
Organism: Sphenostylis stenocarpa
Lineage: Eukaryota; Viridiplantae; Streptophyta; Magnoliopsida; Fabales; Fabaceae
Source: the annotation of a GenBank genome assembly